UGGCUCUGUGUCCUGCCAUUCUCGUCUCUGUGCUCAGAGCUCUCAAGCACCCACGAUGGCCUUCUCAGGCCGAGCGCGCCCCUGCGUUAUCCCAGAGAACAAAGAAAUCCCCCGAGCAGCCCUUAACAGUGUCCACGAGGCCAAUGGGACCGAGGACGAGAGGGCUGUUUCCAGACUGCAGCGCAGGCACAGUGAUGUGAAAGUCUACAAGGAGUUCUGUGACUUUUAUGCGAAAUUCAACAUGGCCAAUGCCCUGGCCAGCACCACUUGCGAGCACUGCAAGGGUGGCUUUGCGCCCGCUGAGAAGAUCGUGAACAGUAACGGGGAGCUGUACCAUGAGCAGUGUUCUGUGUGCGCUCAGUGCUUCCAGCAGUUCCCAGAAGGACUCUUCUAUGAGUUUGAAGGAAGAAAGUACUGUGAACAUGACUUUCAGAUGCUCUUUGCCCCUUGCUGUCAUCAGUGUGGUGAAUUCAUCAUUGGCCGAGUUAUCAAAGCCAUGAAUAACAGCUGGCAUCCCGAGUGCUUCCGCUGUGACCUCUGCCAGGAAGUUCUGGCAGAUAUCGGGUUUGUCAAGAAUGCUGGGAGACACCUGUGUCACCCCUGUCAUAAUCGUGAGAAAGCCAGAGGCCUUGGAAAAUACAUCCGCCAGAAAUGCCAUGCUAUCAUCGAUGAGCAGCCUCUGAUAUUCAAGAAUGACCCCUACCAUCCAGACCAUUUCAACUGUGCCAACUGCGGGAAGGAGCUGACUGCCGAUGCACGGGAGCUGAAAGGGGAGCUAUACUGCCUGCCAUGCCAUGAUAAAAUGGGGGUCUCCAUCUGUGGCGCUUGCCGACGGCCCAUUGAAGGGUGCAUGGUGAACGCCAUGGGCAAGCAGUGGCAUGUGGAGCAUUUUGUUUGUGCCAAGUGUGAGAAACCCUUUCUCAGACAUCGCCAUUGUGAGAGGAAAGGCCUGGCAUAUUGUGAAACUCACUAUAACCAGCUAUUUGGUGAUGUUUGCUUCCACUGCAAUCGUGUUAUAGAAGGUGAUGUGGUCUCUGCUCUUAAUAAGGCCUGGUGUGUGAACUGCUUUGCCUGUUCUACCUGCAACACUAAAUUAACACUCAAGAAUAAGUUUGUGGAGUUCGACAUGAAGCCAGUCUGUAAGAAAUGCUAUGAGAAAUUUCCAUUGGAGCUGAAGAAAAGACUUAAGAAACUAGCUGAGACCUUAGGAAGGAAGCAGGCGGCAACGCUCUCCAUGUAUCACUCGCCAGCCGUGCAGUCCUCACUCUCUUGCCCAGGAAGGGAAGUAUCACCAGCCUCAACUACUACUCCCCAUCCCCUGCAACUGCCAUUCUUUCUGACUUGUCUCUAGAAAAGGCCAUGUGACCUCUCCCUCAGGCUGACCCAUUGUCCCAGCCAGAAUGUCCAGCCAAAGCAGAAUAAAGCAUC
This is a messenger RNA of Pongo pygmaeus (Bornean orangutan), 1428 nucleotides long. RefSeq names its product LIM and senescent cell antigen-like-containing domain protein 1. Gene Ontology annotation, biological process: cell-cell adhesion; positive regulation of substrate adhesion-dependent cell spreading; cell-cell junction organization. Gene Ontology annotation, cellular component: cytoplasm; focal adhesion; cell-cell junction. The record is from RefSeq and is a predicted model, not a curated record. Lineage: Eukaryota; Metazoa; Chordata; Mammalia; Primates; Hominidae.